Molecule: messenger RNA, 1677 nt
Organism: Didymosphaeria variabile
Lineage: Eukaryota; Fungi; Ascomycota; Dothideomycetes; Pleosporales; Didymosphaeriaceae
Gene: DLD2
Product: D-lactate ferricytochrome c oxidoreductase
Exons: 4
Coding region: 1-1677 (558 amino acids)
Cellular component (GO): mitochondrion
Molecular function (GO): FAD binding; catalytic activity
Source: RefSeq, a predicted model, not a curated record
AUGGUCGCCUCUUCGCGCGUCGCCGCUUCUUUGCGACGUGCAGCGUUGUCGCCGCGACCUUUUCCGUGUAUAAACAAUGUCAGGCCUGCCCUACAGAUGAGAUGGAAGUCAGAAGCAACAACUUCAGCGAGUUCGGAACCCCAUCAGCCAGAUGCAAAAGGUGGUGUAAAGGAUGAACCAGCUCCCUCCAAAUCCAUUAAAUUUACAUCCGAUUCGUAUCCUCACAUCCAACGAGAGUCCAAAUUUGCAAAGCUCAGCGAGAAGCAUGUCCAGUAUUUCCAGGAAUUGCUCGGCUCUGACUCUGCUGUGAUAAACGGAGUAACCAAGGAUGCCACCGAAGACAUUGAGCCCUUUAACAGCGACUGGAUGCGCAAGUUCCGCGGCCACGCGCAAUUGGUGCUGAAGCCUUCCAACAAGGAGGAAGUGAGCGACAUCCUCAAGUACUGCAAUGACAACAUGCUCGCUGUCGUUCCUCAGGGAGGUAAUACCGGCCUUGUCGGAGGUUCAGUCCCGGUCUUCGACGAAAUUGUGCUCAACUUGCAAAAGAUGAACACCAUCAGGUCGUUCGACGAGGUCUCGGGUAUUCUUGUCGCAGAUGCUGGUGUCAUUCUCGAAGUCGCCGACAACUACCUGGCCGAGAGGCAACACAUCUUUCCUCUCGACCUUGGCGCGAAAGGUUCAUGCCAAAUUGGUGGCAACGUCUCAACGAACGCUGGUGGCCUCCGCUUGCUCCGAUAUGGCAGUCUCCACGGCAGUGUGCUGGGUAUUGAAGCUGUCCUACCCGACGGCACCAUCAUCGAUGAUCUCUCACAGCUCCGAAAAAAUAACACGGGGUACGAUAUCAAGCAACUCUUCAUUGGCUCUGAAGGGACAAUUGGCAUUAUUACCGGUAUCUCGAUUCAAUGUCCUCGACGCUCACCUGCUGUAAACGUGGCCUACUUUGGCUUGGAGAGCUACGAGCACGCGCAGAAGGCCUUUAUCGCUGCAAAGGGAUAUCUUGGCGAAAUCCUGUCCGCAUUCGAGAUGAUGGAUGGCCGCACCCAAAAGAUCCUUAAGGAAGUGGCGGGUACAAAGCUGCCUUUGGAAGGGGACCACCCAUUUUAUUGCUUAGUAGAAACCAGUGGCUCGAACACUGACCACGAUAGCGAGAAAUUGCAAAAUUUCCUUGAGCACGUCAUGGAGACCGAGGUCGUCUCCGAUGGUGUUCUGGCCGAGAGUCAAACCCAGGUUGCCGAACUCUGGGCCUGCCGUGAACGCAUCACAGAAUGCCUCGGCCACUGGGGCGGUGUCUACAAGUAUGAUCUUUCAAUACCAAUCGCGCAGAUGUACGAUCUAGUAGAAGACAUCCGGGAGCGCAUGAUCAAGGAUGGUCUCCUUGGAGAGACUGAUGAUCAUCCCGUUGUAGACGUUGUCGGAUACGGACACAUGGGCGAUGCUAACCUCCACCUGAAUGUGCCCGUCCGGAGAUUCGACAAGACUGUAGAGAAAGCGCUCGAGCCUUAUCUGUAUGAGUGGACGUCGAAGAGGAACGGUAGCAUCAGUGCUGAGCACGGGCUAGGCGUCAGCAAGAAGCCAUAUGUUGGGUACAGUAAGAAUGAGACAAUGAUCAAGCUCAUGAAGCAGAUCAAAAACCUGUAUGAUCCGAACGGUAUUUUGAACCCUUACAAGUACAUAUAG